GCGGCGGCCGGGAGCUGGCAGGGCUGCGCCGGUGCUACGGGCCAUGAUCCGCAACGGGCACGGGGCGGCGGGGGUCGCCGAGCGGUCGGGCCCAGGGGGCCGGCGCGCCGUGCGGGUGUGGUGCGAUGGCUGCUAUGACAUGGUGCAUUAUGGCCACUCGAACCAGCUGCGCCAGGCGCGGGCCAUGGGCGACUACCUGGUCGUGGGCGUGCACACAGACGAGGAGAUCGCCAAGCACAAGGGCCCCCCCGUCUUCACUGAGGAGGAGAGGUACAAGAUGGUGCAGGCCAUCAAGUGGGUGGACGAAGUGGUGCCCGCGGCGCCCUACGUGACCACGCUGGAGACGCUGGACAAGUACAGCUGUGACUUCUGUGUCCACGGCAACGACAUCACGCUGACCGUGGACGGCCGGGACACCUACGAGGAGGUGAAGCAGGCGGGGCGGUACAGAGAGUGCAGGCGCACCCAGGGCGUGUCCACCACGGACCUCGUGGGCCGCAUGCUGCUGGUGACCAAGGCCCAUCACAGCAGCCAGGAGCUGUCCUCUGAGUACCGGGAGUACGCAGACAGCUUCGGCAAGCCCCCCCACCCGACACCCGCCGGGGACACACUUUGCUCAGAAGUCUCCCAGUGCCCUGGGGGGCGCAGCCCCUGGACGGGGGUGUCCCAGUUCCUGCAGACCUCCCAGAAGAUCAUCCAGUUUGCCUCCGGGAAGGAGCCGCAGCCAGGAGAGACGGUCAUCUACGUGGACGGCGCCUUCGACCUGUUCCACAUCGGGCACGUGGACUUCCUGGAGAAGGUGCACCGGCUGGCGGACAGGCCCUACGUCAUCGUUGGCCUGCACUUUGACCAGGAGGUCAAUCGCUACAAGGGGAAGAACUACCCCAUCAUGAACCUGCACGAGCGGACCCUGAGUGUGCUGGCCUGCCGGUACGUGGCGGAGGUGGUGAUCGGGGCCCCGUACGCGGUCACGGCUGAGCUCCUGGCUCACUUCAAGGUGGACCUGGUGUGUCACGGGAAGACAGAGAUUGUGGCCGACAGGGACGGCUCGGACCCUUACCAGGAGCCCAAGAGGAGGGGCAUCUUCUGUCAGAUCGACAGUGGCAACGACCUCACCACGGACCUCAUUGUCCAAAGGAUCAUCAAGAACAGGUUGGAGUACGAGGCUCGGAACCAGAAGAAAGAAGCCAAGGAGCUGGCCUUCCUGGAGGCCAGGAGGCAGCAGGAGGCACAGCCCCCCGGGGAGAGGGACUGAGGCCCAGGCUGCGGCUCCUGGAACCCUCCAGUGGCCUGGCUGCCUGGAGUGCCCGUGGGGAGGCCCUCGGAGAGGGUCCCGUCCAGCACAGCAGCCCAGGCGGGAGGAGCAGAGGCGCUUGCACCCCCUUCUCCCCUGGGACGGCGAUGCCCACCCGCCAGCUGUGGGUGGAGGCAGAGGGCUCUGCCCGGGGAGCCCCUGGGUGCAGACUGCGGCACCCGUGCCUGGCUCCAAGAAGACGCGCUCGGCCUGCUGCCAGCCUUGCCACCCGUCCCUGACUGGCUGCCAUCCAUCUCUGGUGCCAUCCAAUAAAGCCUGGUGCGCAGUG
Molecule: messenger RNA, 1583 nt
Organism: Lepus europaeus (European hare)
Lineage: Eukaryota; Metazoa; Chordata; Mammalia; Lagomorpha; Leporidae
Gene: PCYT2
Product: phosphate cytidylyltransferase 2, ethanolamine
Exons: 14
Coding region: 44-1255 (403 amino acids)
Biological process (GO): phosphatidylethanolamine biosynthetic process
Cellular component (GO): cytoplasm
Molecular function (GO): ethanolamine-phosphate cytidylyltransferase activity
Source: RefSeq, a predicted model, not a curated record